Messenger RNA from Carassius gibelio (silver crucian carp), 1430 nucleotides. It is a transcript of the gene apoeb, whose product is annotated as apolipoprotein Eb. Gene Ontology annotation, cellular component: extracellular region; intermediate-density lipoprotein particle. Gene Ontology annotation, biological process: regulation of amyloid-beta clearance; cholesterol catabolic process; lipoprotein catabolic process. The transcript has 5 exons. NCBI's taxonomy places the organism in Eukaryota, Metazoa, Chordata, Actinopteri, Cypriniformes, Cyprinidae. The coding region runs from base 118 to 963 and encodes 281 amino acids. The record is from RefSeq and is a predicted model, not a curated record. Gene Ontology annotation, molecular function: lipid binding.
UGGCAGCGACUGUGAAUGCAACGGGUGCGUCCCGGGACUGUAUAAAAGACCUGACAUCCACACUCCCUCUACACGGAGAAAAUUGCACGUCUCAGGUGUACUUGUCUGCCCAUCAAAAUGAGGUCUCUUGUGGUGUUCUUUGCUCUGGCUGUUUUUACUGGCUGCCAGGCUCGUAGCCUGUUCCAGGCAGAUGCCCCUCAGCCCAGAUGGGAGGAGAUGGUGGACCGCUUCUGGCAGUAUGUGUCCGAACUCAACACACAAGCUGACGGUGUGGUCCAGAACAUCAAGGGCUCCCAGCUCAGCAGAGAGCUUGACACCCUGAUCAGUGACACCAUGGCGGAGCUGAACUCAUACAGUGAGAAUAUUCAAACCCAGAUGACUCCAUAUGCCUCGGACGCUGCUGGUCAGCUCAACAAAGAUCUCCAGCUCUUGGCUGGCAAACUGCAAACUGACAUGAGCGACGCUAAGGAACGCACCACUCAGUACCUGCAUGAGCUGAAGACCAUGAUGGAGCAGAACGCCGAUGACGUGAAGAGCCGUGUGAACACCUACACCCGCAAACUGAAGAAACGCCUGAACAAGGACACCGAGGAGAUCCGCAACACCGUGGCAACCUACCUGGGUGAGCUGCAGUCUCGUGCCUCCCAAAACGCUGAAGCCGUGAAGGACCGUUUCGAGCCCUACGUCAGCCAGGCCCAGGAUGGUGCCAGCCAGAAAUUGGGUGUCCUUAGUGAGCUGAUGAAAUCCCAGGCGAAGGAGGUCAGCGCGCAGAUGGACGUCCAGGCUGAAGCUCUGAAGGAGAAGCUGGAGAAGACCGCUGAGGACCUGCGCACAUCCCUAGAGGGCCGCAUGGAAGAGCUGACCAGCCUACUCACCCCUUACACAGAGAAGAUCCGCGAGCAGCUGCAGGUCGUCAUGGACAAGAUCAAGGAGGCCUCAGCGGCUAUUCCCACUCAAGUUUAAGAGCUCCACACUUAUCUAGUGUUAACACCAAACAGAAACAAGAAGGGAGGUUUUGUGUUACUAAAAUGUGCUUUUUCAUUCUGUGAGAGGUUGAUAAGUGGUUAAGAACUGGUCUCUUAGCACUGUCCAUUAUUGGACGAAAGAAAACCAUGUACUCACCAUGUUUAAUUUCUUAGUAUUAAUCCAGUGUCUAAGGAUAUACUUUCAACUUUUGUUAGCAUACUGUAGAGAAAUUAUAAGAUCAACCAACCUUUCUAAGAGUUUUUUCUAGUAAGUGGGGCCAACAUGGCACCGUUCGAAAUAAACAAUAAAAAGUGCCUUCUGUGCGCCUAGCUGAAUUAAAUCAGAAUAUAUGCAAAGAUGAGCUUUGUUAGCCACAAAUCCACAUUUAAAUCCUUGUUUACUUUACAUGUCUGUGCACUGUUAUAUUUGAAUAUUUGUUUUCAAUAAAUGUUCGUCCUACUUCA